Sparassis crispa is the source of this 1455-nucleotide messenger RNA. RefSeq lists its product as hypothetical. NCBI's taxonomy places the organism in Eukaryota, Fungi, Basidiomycota, Agaricomycetes, Polyporales, Sparassidaceae. The transcript has 8 exons. Bases 1 to 1455 code for a protein of 484 amino acids. The record is from RefSeq and is a predicted model, not a curated record.
AUGCGGAACGUACCCGGUCUACCCGCCUGUCCGGCGCGCUUUAUCAGCGAACCUCGGUACACAGCUCUUGUGUACGAUCGCUUCUGUCUCGCAUGCGGUAUCGGCCGUGCCGGCGGCGUGGAAUAUGGAAUCGCCAUGCGGUUCUGCGGGGCAUGCCACAAGACAAACGUUAUCAAGGGUGCGGAGCUUGUGCGUUCCGAAAAAGUGACUGAAGAUCUCGGAAAGAUGAUCUUCACGCUAUUACCGCUAGUCGCUUGUAAUCGCUGGGAGUACUUGUGCAGUAAUCGCAGUAGUCUCAAGAACUCUGGAAAAGGCGAGUAUUAUGAACCGGAGUUCAAGGCGAUCGUAAAGCAGUACCUCGACAUACAGCACAAGCCGACGGAGUUAGAGGAGUUUCUCUGCCACAAAGUCAUGAAGUGGGAGGGCGCGGUCGAUGACAAGAAGGCCGAGAAAGACAGCGAGACGCGCUGUAUUAGAUACCUCAGCAUUGUGCAGAAUUUGAAGGAUUUGGGAUAUACCACGGCGGACUUCCCCGAAACUGACCAAUGGUUGAACGUUCUCGACCAACCUCGGAAGCUUACUCCGCGCAUCUGGGAGAACAUCAAACCGAAAUUGAUCGCCCAGAUCGAAGAGGAGAAGACUAACAGGCUUCGCAUCGAAUUUGAGAAGAACGUGGCGGCGCGAUGUAAGGAGAUCCACAAGUAUUAUUUAGAAUACCUGGACAAGACGAUGGCCGCUGAGGAGCAGAAGACGAUGCCCAACCUAGCCACUUUUAGCCUUCUCCCCUCCGUUAAGGCUUUGACGACCCGCAACGACGCCUUGGUACCCCUCACAACUGAAGACUUCGAGACUAUCGUUCCCGCGAUGCUCACCGAGGCGCAAAUGCACAAAAUCAGAGUCCAGAAAGAUCUUUUGGAGAUGCUUUAUCGUGACAUGCUGCGGAAUGGUCAGACGUCGAACGUCGGAGCAAUAGGAAACAUCUUCUGCGGGCCUUGCGAUCCGGUGAUGACACACGCCUGCGCGCUGUUCAGCUGCCACGACUACUGCCUCAACACACCGCUUCCUUACUUCGAUAUCCUUAACCACUUCCGGACAGCACAUCCGACCGUUGUUUGGGAUACGACGAACUGGGCGCCGGGCACUCAGCAGAUAAGAGGCUGGCGGUGGGAUCCUGCGUGGAUAGGGGCGGCAGAGGGCAUCACACAAUUGGUCUCGAGUGCACUCCGAGUGCUCGGGUUGCGGCUAGAUGCUUCGAGCACGGACCUGGACGAACUCGUCCGUGCAAGGAGACUGUGGUGCUCUUGCGGAUAUCCGCUUUUCCCUCUAACGGCGGAGUCGACGUGGUUUUCCCUGAUAACCCACGUCUAUAUGGAGCAUCGCUGGUUCAUUGACAUGAUCUCUCCAAAGUUCGUCGUCUUUCGCUGGGCGACGUUGCCUCGGCUGAGCUAUUUUUAG